Sarcophilus harrisii (Tasmanian devil) is the source of this 2009-nucleotide messenger RNA. RefSeq names its product engulfment and cell motility 1 (gene ELMO1). Lineage: Eukaryota; Metazoa; Chordata; Mammalia; Dasyuromorphia; Dasyuridae. The record is from RefSeq and is a predicted model, not a curated record. Gene Ontology annotation, biological process: cell motility; actin filament organization. Gene Ontology annotation, cellular component: plasma membrane; guanyl-nucleotide exchange factor complex.
CGAGGGCCUUGUAAAUAAACGGAGGAAAAGGAAGUGGGAAGGGUCCGGCCCAGAGUGUGGGGGGGCCAGCCGCUCCCGGGACUGGCCCCCGCCCCUGGACCCCACCCCUGGCCCCCGGGGCCCCCCCAGAUCCAGGCCCACCCGAGGGGGCGUCGCCGAGGGGCUGGGGCUCGGGGUCCCCCUGAGCCUGGGGGUCGGUCAGACUCCUCUGCCCAACCCCGUCCCGGGGCUCCCGGCUGUUUGCUCCGGCCGGGCCUGGGACCCCCUACGCCUGCCCCCUCGGGCUCCCGGUGCUGGGGGGCAGGCCAGGGGACGUGGGCCCGGGCGGCCGAGCCCCACUGCUGCUGCUCGUGAGCCCCUGCCCGCCGCCAUGCCGCCCCCCGCCGACAUCGUGAAGGUGGCCAUCGAGUGCCCGGGAGCCUUCCCCAAGCUCAUGGAGAUCGACCAGAAGAAGCCCCUGUCGGCGGUGAUAAAGGAAGUCUGUGAUGGGUGGACGCUGACCAACCACGAGUGCUUUGCCCUGCAGCACGCAGACAGCUCCAACUUCUACAUCACCGAGAAGAAUCGCAACGAAAUAAAGAAUGGGGCCAUUCUGCGGCUGGCAACCUCACCGGCUCAAAACGCCCAGCAGCUCCACGAGCGGAUCCAGUCCUCGAGCAUGGACGCCAAGCUGGAGGCCCUGAAAGACCUGGCCAGCUAUUCCCGGGACAUCACGUUUGCCCAGGAAUUCAUCAAUCUGGACGGGAUCUCCCUCCUCACCCAGAUGGUGGAGAGCGGCACAGAGGACUACAAGAAGCUCGGCUUCAUUAACCACGUGAACCCAGCCAUGGACUUCACGCAGACUCCCCCGGGGAUGCUGGCCCUCGACAACAUGCUCUACUUCGCCAAACACCACCAAGACGCGUACAUCCGGAUCGUCCUGGAGAACAGCAGCCGGGAGGACAAGCACGAGUGUCCCUUUGGCCGCAGCAGCAUCGAGCUCACCAAGAUGCUGUGCGAGAUCCUGAAAGUGGGCGAGCUGCCCAGCGAGACCUGCAAUGACUUCCACCCCAUGUUCUUCACCCACGACCGCUCCUUCGAGGAAUUCUUUUGCAUCUGCAUCCAGCUGCUGAACAAGACCUGGAAGGAGAUGAGAGCCACGUCGGAAGAUUUCAACAAGGUAAUGCAAGUGGUGAAGGAGCAGAUCAUGAGGGCGCUGACCACCAAGCCUAGCUCCCUGGACCAGUUCAAGAGCAAACUGCAGAACCUGAGCUACGCGGAAAUCCUGAAGAUCCGCCAAUCGGAGAGGAUGAACCAGGAGGAUUUCCAGUCUCGGCCCAUCUUGGAACUGAAGGAGAAGAUCCAGCCUGAGAUCUUGGAGCUGAUCAAACAACAGCGCCUGAAUCGCCUUGUCGAGGGCACCUGCUUCAGGAAGCUCAACUCCAGGAGGAGACAAGACAAAUUUUGGUAUUGUCGGCUGUCGCCCAAUCACAAAGUGCUGCACUACGGAGACCUGGAGGAGAGCCCCCAGGGCGAGGUGCCCCACGACUCCCUGCAGGACAAACUGCCCGUGGCCGACAUCAAAGCUGUGGUGACGGGGAAGGACUGCCCACACAUGAAGGAGAAAGGCGCCCUGAAGCAGAACAAGGAGGUCCUGGAGCUCGCCUUCUCUAUCCUCUACGACUCAAACUGCCAGCUGAAUUUCAUCGCCCCCGACAAGCACGAGUACUGCAUCUGGACGGACGGCCUCAACGCGCUGCUGGGCAAGGACAUGCUGAGCGACCUCACCCGCAACGACCUGGACACGCUGCUCAGCAUGGAGAUCAAGCUCCGGCUGCUGGACCUGGAGAACAUCCAGAUCCCGGACGCGCCGCCCCCCAUCCCCAAGGAGCCCAGCAACUACGACUUCGUGUACGACUGUAACUGAGGGCGCCCCCUGCCGGGCCGCCCCGCCCCGGGGCCCCGCUGGACUCAAAGACGGCCUGGACCGCCGGGAGCGCGCGUGAGAACGCGGCGGGGCCCUCCCUGCC